Messenger RNA from Andrographis paniculata, 3035 nucleotides. Its product is annotated as protein transport protein SEC23-like. Lineage: Eukaryota; Viridiplantae; Streptophyta; Magnoliopsida; Lamiales; Acanthaceae. Gene Ontology annotation, molecular function: GTPase activator activity; zinc ion binding. The coding region runs from base 233 to 2587 and encodes 784 amino acids. Gene Ontology annotation, biological process: endoplasmic reticulum to Golgi vesicle-mediated transport; COPII-coated vesicle budding; intracellular protein transport. The transcript is spliced from 12 exons. The record is from RefSeq and is a predicted model, not a curated record. Gene Ontology annotation, cellular component: endoplasmic reticulum exit site; COPII vesicle coat.
GGUUUGCUUUUGUUCACGCACACACUUUCUCUCUCUCUAUCAGAUCACCACAACAAUCGUGCCUUCUUCCUUGAUCCUCUCUGCCUUUUGACUCCUUUGGCUUCCUUCUUCUCCCUCCAGUCCUCCUUCCCUCCUCAAUCGCGAAAUCCCCCCAAAACCCUCAUCCCCCAACCAAUCCACAAUUCCGCUGCUAAUUUGAAUUCGCAUUGCUGCUGCUGCUGCUGCUGCAGGAAUGGCCGCGCCGGAGCUUGCACAGACCGAUCCGGAGGGGAUCGAGGGGGUCCGGAUGACAUGGCUCAACUGGCCCAGGACGAAGGUGGAGGCCUCAAAGUGCGUGAUCCCAAUUGCCGCCUCAAUUCAGCCGAUCCGGCCCCAUGUGGAUCUGCAGAUCCUUCCCUACGCCCCCCUCCGAUGCAAGACGUGCUCCGCCGUGUUAAACCCAUUCUGCCGGGUGGAUUUCUCCGCCCUGAUAUGGAUCUGCCCCUUCUGCUUCCAGAGGAACCCUUUCCCGCAGCAUUAUUCGUCGAUUUCCCAGACGAAUAUGCCCGCCGAAUUGUACCCCAAUUUCCCCUCAAUCGAGUACUUGAUCCCCAAUUUCCAGAAUCCUCCGCAGGGCUACGGCGCUGCCGUGCCGCCUUCUCCGAUUUAUUUGUUGGUUCUGGAUACGUGCAUGCUGGAAGAGGAGUUGGAAUUCGCGAAAUCGGCGCUGAAACGGGCGAUUGGGAUGCUUCCGGAUAAUGCCAUGGUUGGAUUCAUUUCCUAUGGCACUCAGGUGCAGGUUCACGAGUUAGGCUUUUCAGAGAUGUCAAAGGUUUAUGUGUUCCGGGGCGCCAAGGACAUCUCAAAAGAUCAGGUCUUGGAGCAGUUAGGCCUUGGCGGUGUUGGGGCUCGCCGGGCUGGACAACCAGGGAUUCAUAAGGGCGGCGGCCCUAGCCCCGUGGCGCUGGCUGGCCCCAAUACCAAUACCGGAAUUAAUCGUUUCCUUUUACCGGCUUCAGAAUGUGAAUAUACUCUGAAUUCGUUGUUGGAUGAAUUGAUGACAGAUCAAUGGCCAGUGGCACCUGGGAACAGGGCAUUGCGGUGCACUGGAGUUGCACUCAAUGUUGCAGCUGGGUUGCUCGGGGCCUGUAUGGCAGGGACUGGUGCACGAAUUAUUGCGUUGGUCGGUGGUCCUUGCACUGAAGGUCCUGGAGCGAUUGUAUCAAAAGAUUUGUCUGAUCCAGUACGUUCGCAUAAAGAUCUUGACAAAGAUGCGGCACCAUUCUUUAAGAAAGCGGUCCAAUUUUAUGAUGAGCUUGGAAAACAGUUGGUUAGUCAAGGACAUGUGUUGGAUGUCUUUGCCUCUGCACUUGAUCAGGUUGGAAUUGCUGAGAUGAAGGUUGCCAUUGAAAAAACUGGUGGACUUGUUGUUUUGGCUGAAAGUUUUGGCCACUCUGUCUUCAAGGAUUCAUUCAAGCGCAUUUUUGAAGAUGGGGAACAGUCUCUGGGCCUUGCCUUUAAUGGGACAUUGGAGAUCAACUGCUCAAAGGAUAUAAAGAUACAAGGAAUCAUUGGGCCUUGCACUUCACUGGAAAAGAAAGGGCCUGCUGUUGCUAGCACAGCUAUAGGACAGGGAAACACUACUGCUUGGAAGCUGUGCGGCCUUGAUAAAAAUACUUGCUUAACCGUCUUAUUUGAUGUUGCUUCUAGUGAAAAAUCUGACCCUGCUGGGCCAAAUCCUCAACUGUACAUUCAGUUCCUUACAAGUUAUCAAAGCCCUGAUGGCCAGAUGCGGUUGAGAGUCACAACUGUUACUAGGCGAUGGGUGGAUAGUACAUUGGGUAAUGAGGAUUUAGUUCAAGGGUUUGACCAAGAAGUUGCUGCUGUAGUAAUGGCUAGAUUAGCUUCAUAUAAAAUGGAGAUGGAGGAAGGUUUUGAUGCCACAAGGUGGCUAGAUAGGAAUCUGAUUCGUCUGUGUUCCAAAUUCGGGGAAUAUAGAAAAGAUGAUCCAGCUUCAUUCACACUGAAUCCAUGUUUUUCAUUGUUCCCUCAAUUCAUGUUUAAUCUGCGGAGAUCACAAUUUGUUCAGGUAUUUAAUAAUAGUCCGGAUGAGACUGCCUAUUUCCGCAUUCUAUUGAAUCGGGAGAGCAUAAGCAACGCUGCAGUCAUGAUUCAACCAUCAUUAAUAUCAUAUGCAUUUAAUUCCUUGCCUGCACCAGCUUUGCUGGAUGUCCAAUCCAUAGCAGCUGAUCGCAUUCUAUUGUUAGAUGCAUAUUUUAGUGUAGUUAUUUUCCAUGGAAUGACAAUAGCUCAAUGGAGGAACAUGGGCUACCAACAUCAGCCAGAACACCAGGGUUUUGCACUUUUAUUGCAAGCCCCGCAUGAUGAUGCCCAAUUAAUAAUCCGUGACCGGUUUCCCGUUCCCAGACUUGUGGUUUGUGAUCAGCAUGGCUCUCAGGCAAGGUUCCUUCUGGCAAAGCUGAACCCUUCGGCCACCUACAGCAACGCCCAUGAGAUGAACACCGGAUCCGAUGUAAUAUUCACUGACGAUGUGAGCCUACAAGUAUUCAUUGAUCACCUCCAGCGGCUGGCAGUCCAAGGUUCUUAACAAAGUGAAGAAGAAGACUUGCCUUGUCUCCUGGAUUAUAUGCAAAAAAUACAAACAAAAACAAUCAAAAUCAAAAUGAUGGGAAUGAAACUAUCUAUGGUUAUUGCAGAGAUGAGAGCAGACCCUUCCUUGUUUACUAUAUGUUGAUAUUCUUUUGGGGGUUUGACAUCACACAGAAGAAGCUCUUUUGCUUCUCUUUUUUAAUUUUUUUAUGAAGCUCUCCAGGGACACCUCAACUCAAAUUCAGAGCAUAUUUUGUAAUCUUUUUUUCUUUUUUGGAUUGAACAUAUGGUUGUUGUAAGUUAACUAAGAGAAGAAUGACAUUUUUGGGCUUCACAGUGGUAGGGAUUUUUCUUUUUUCGGGUGGACAGAUCUGUAUACACAAUUAUAUUCGACUGUUUCCCAAUAAUUGUUACCUGUCAUGCAGUCAAUCAAAUAUUUUACUUAA